UUCGAAGGGGACACUGCGUCAGCACGUCUGCACGUGAGCGGCGGUGUUCCUGCGCGUUAUAGCCGCUUCCGGCGGAGCCUGAGUGUUGAUGUCCCGCGUCUGAGGCCGUGUUGAGCUGGAAGCUGAGCGAGCUGCGGAGGAAUAAGGGGAAUUCUAGUGUUUGCCGCGGUAAUCUCAUCAGCCCGCCAAGAUGGCGAUGCAAGCGGCCAAGAGAGCGAACAUUCGACUUCCACCUGAAGUAAAUCGGAUUUUGUAUAUAAGAAAUUUGCCUUACAAAAUCACAGCUGAAGAAAUGUAUGAUAUAUUUGGGAAAUACGGACCUAUUCGUCAAAUCAGAGUGGGGAACACACCUGAAACUAGAGGAACAGCUUAUGUGGUCUAUGAGGACAUCUUUGAUGCCAAGAAUGCAUGUGAUCACCUGUCCGGAUUCAAUGUUUGUAACAGAUACCUCGUGGUUUUGUACUAUAAUGCCAAUAGGGCAUUUCAGAAGAUGGACACAAAGAAGAAGGAAGAACAGUUGAAGCUUCUCAAGGAGAAAUAUGGCAUCAAUACAGAUCCACCAAAGUAAACUUUUUCUGCAUUUUUAUUUUGGACUGAAAACCCAUGAAUCACCACCCUACCCUUUUUUGAUUUUUAAUUAAUACUGAGUAUUGCAGUUUCUUGAGGUUCAGAAUUUCGUUCCUGAAACCUUGAUACAUGUUAGAAUAUAUUGUUAGUAAAGUUGCAGCUUUUUGUAAAACA
This is a messenger RNA of Myotis daubentonii (Daubenton's bat), 741 nucleotides long. It is a transcript of the gene SF3B6, whose product is annotated as splicing factor 3b subunit 6. Gene Ontology annotation, molecular function: mRNA binding. Gene Ontology annotation, cellular component: nucleus; cytoplasm. The record is from RefSeq and is a predicted model, not a curated record. Lineage: Eukaryota; Metazoa; Chordata; Mammalia; Chiroptera; Vespertilionidae.